Messenger RNA from Trichechus manatus latirostris (Florida manatee), 2202 nucleotides. RefSeq names its product heat shock protein HSP 90-alpha-like. The record is from RefSeq and is a predicted model, not a curated record. Gene Ontology annotation, molecular function: ATP binding; disordered domain specific binding; ATP hydrolysis activity. Lineage: Eukaryota; Metazoa; Chordata; Mammalia; Sirenia; Trichechidae. Gene Ontology annotation, biological process: protein stabilization; cellular response to heat; protein folding. Gene Ontology annotation, cellular component: plasma membrane; cytosol; protein-containing complex. The transcript has a single exon.
AUGCCUGAGGAGACGUAGACCCAAGACCAGCCCAUGGAGGAGGAAGCGGUGGAGAUGUUUGCCUUCCAGGCCGAAAUUGCCCAGUUGAUGUCCUUGAUCAUCAAUACUUUCUAUUCAAACAAAGAGAUCUUUUUGAGGGAGCUGAUUUCAAAUUCAUCAGAUGCAUUGGACAAGAUCAGAUAUGAAAGCUUGACAGAUCCCAGUAAGCUAGACUCUGGGAAGGAGCUGCAUAUUAAUCUCAUUCCAAACAAGCAAGAUCGAACCCUCAUGAUUGUAGACACUGGAAUUGGGAUGACCAAGGCCGACUUGAUCAAUAAUCUCAGUACCAUCACCAAGUCAGGGACCAAAGCAUUCAUGGAAGCUUUGCAGGCUGGUGCAGACAUCUCCAUGAUUGGCCAGUUUGGUGUGGGGUUUUACUCUGCGUAUUUUGUUGCUGAGAAAGUGACUGGGAUCACCAAACAUAAUGAUGAUGAGCAGUAUGCAUGGGAGUCUUCUGCAGGAGGGUCCUUCACAGUUAGGACGGACACAGGAGAACCUAUGGGUCGUGGAACAAAGGUGAUCCUGCAUCUGAAGGAAGACCAAACGGAGUACUUGGAGGAAAGAAGGAUGAAGGAGAUCGUGAAGAAGCACUCUCAGUUCAUCGGCUACCCGAUCACCCUCUUCAUGGAGAAAGAAUGAGAUAAAGAAGUGAGUGAUGAUGAGGCCGAAGAAAAGGAAGAGAAAGAGAAGGAAAAAGAAAAAGAAGAAAAUGAGUCUGAUGACAAGCCUUAAAUAGAAGAUGUUGGUUCUGAUGAAGAGGAAGAAGAAAAGAAAGAUGGUGACAAGAAGAAGAAAAAGAAGAUCAAGGAAAAGUACACUGACCAAGAGGUACUCAACAAAACGAAGCCCAUUUGGACCAGAAAUGCUGAUGAUAUUACUAAUGAAGAAUACGGCGAAUUCUUUAAGAGCUUGACCAAUGACUGGCAAGACCACUUGGCAGUGAAGCAUUUCUCAGUUGAAGGACAGCUAGAAUUCAGAGCCCUUCUCUUUGUCCCAGGACGUGCUCCCUUUGAUCUGUUUGAAAACAGAACGAAAAAGAACAACAUUAAGUUGUACGUACGCAGAGUUUUCAUCAUGGAUAACUGUGAGGAGCUAAUUCCUGAAUAUCUGAAUUUCAUUAGAGGUGUGGUGGACUCUGAGGAUCUCCCUCUAAAUAUUUCCAGUGAGAUGUUGCAACAAAGCAAAAUUUUGAAAGUUAUCAGGAAGGACUUGGUCAAAAAGUGCUUAGAACUCUUCACUGAACUGGCCGAAGAUAAAGAGAACUGCAAGAAGUUUUAUGAGCAGUUCUCUAAAAACAGUAAGCUUGGAAUACAUGAAGACUCUCAAAAUCGGAAGAAGCUUUCAGAGCUGUUAAGGUAUUACACAUCUGCUUCGGGUGAUGAGAUGGUAUCUCUCAAGGACUAUUGUACCAGAAUGAAGGAAAACCAGAAACACAUCUAUUACAUCACUGGUGAAACCAAGGACCAAGUUGCUAACUCGGCCUUUGCGGAACAUCUCUGGAAGCAUGGCUUAGAAGUGAUCUAUAUGAUUGAGCCCAUCAAUGAAUACUGUGUCCAACUGCUGAAGGAGUUUGAAGGGAAGACUUUAGUGUCAGUCACCAAAGAGGGCUUGGAACUUCCAGAAGAUGAAGAAGAGAAAAAGAAACAAGAAGAGAAAAAAACAAAGUUUGAGAAUCUCUGCAAAAUCAUGAAAGACAUUUUGGAGAAAAAAGUUGAAAAGGUGGUGGUGUCAAAACGAUCGGUCACGUCCGCAUGCUGCAUUGUCACAAGUACAUAUGGCUGGACGGCAAACAUGGAAAGGAUCAUGAAGACUCAAGCCCUGAGAGACAAUUCGACAAUGGGCUACAUGGCAGCAAAGAAACAUCUGGAGCUCAACCCUGACCAGCCCAUCAUUGAGACCUUAUGGCGAAAGGCCGAGGCUGACAAGAAUGAUUAGUCUGUGAAGGAUCUGGUCAUCUUACUCUAUGAAACCACACUCCUGUCUUCUGGCUUCAGUCUAGAAGGUCCCCAGACACAUGCUAAUAGGAUCUACGCGAUGAUCAAACUUGGUCUGGGUAUUGAUGAAGAUGACCGUACUGCUGACGAUACCAGUGCUGUUGUCACUGAAGAAAUGCUGCCCCUGGAAGGAGAUGAUGACACAUCGCGCAUGGAAGAGGUCGACUAA